CCAUAAUUCAUAAAAUCGCAAGACUUGAGAUUGAAUCUCGCCUAAAUUCCUAUCCCUCAAAAUAAAAUAAAAAUCUUGGGUUGUCAUUGGGUGAAUUUUGGUGCGUAUAUAGCACCCUCAUUCAAAUCAUUGCCGCCUACUCUCCUCCUCCUUCCCUCUCCAUCUACAAUACCAAAUGUAAGCAAUUUUCUCUCUCCUCAAACCUCAUCACUCUUCUUACCCAAUUCAAAAUUCCCCAAAAAUCAAAAUCAACCCUUUAUACAACGAACCCAGAUAAUUAAAUUGAUCUUAGCAACCAAAACUCAAAGUGAUUAGUUAAGAAAAGGGGGAAUUUUUCUUCAAAUUAGGGUUUAUAUUUGGUUGGGUUUUAAAUUUCAGAAAAUGCAAUCAGGGGAUCUCAACAAAGUAUGGGAAAUCAAAGCUUUGAAAAGAAAACCUAAACAAGAUGAAGCAAUGAAAAUUCUUGAACGCAUUGCUAAACAAGUUCAACCCAUUAUGCGCAAACAUAAUUGGCGGGUCAAAGUUCUCUCUGAAAUUGGAAAGAGAAAGAAUCUUUUGGGAUUAAAUGUUGGACGUGGGAUAGAGGUGAAGCUGAGGCUUCGAAGUCCUAACAACGAGUUGGAGUUCUACCCAUUCGAUAUGGUACUUGAUACAAUGCUUCAUGAGCUUUGCCAUAAUGCUCAUGGUCCUCAUAAUGCCAGUUUCUAUCAGCUAUGGGAUCAACUUAGAAAGGAAUGUGAAGAAUUGAUGUCCAAGGGAAUAAGUGGCGCUGGAGAAGGAUUUGAUCUUCCAGGAAGACGUUUAGGUGGUUUAUCUCGUCAGCCACCUCUUUCUUCCCUCCGAAAAACAACAGUUGCUGCUGCAGAAAAUAGGAAACAGCUUAAAUCCCUUCUACCAUCUGGACCUUUACGGGUUGGUGGUGAUAGAAACAUAAUGUCCACAUUAAGUCCUGUUCAGGCUGCUGCCAUGGCAGCUGAAAGGAGACUACGGGAUGAAAUAUGGUGUGCUUCUGCUUCUGGUGGCCUUGAUGCUGAAGAAGAGGGAGAUCCUGACUCCUUAGAAACUUUAGUACUCUGUCAGCCCGGUGCUGCUAGCACCAGUUCUAAAGCUUCUAAUGGUGACAAUGUGCAAUCUGGAGCUGCAGCAUCUCGGAAAAGGCCUCAGAGUGGCAGCAUUACCAAUCUAAUUGAUUUAAGCAAUGUUGAAAAUUUUACCUCAUCUGGUGCUCGUGACAAAAGUAGAAAAACCAGUGGUUCCUGCUCUAGUUCAUCUUCUUCAUCCAUGGGCGUCUCAGCCUCUGGGUCGACACCUAAUCAUGCUGCAGGGAACAAGUUAGAAGAGGCUGUCCAGUGGACUUGUGAAACAUGCACUCUGUUGAAUCCUCCAUUGGCUCCAGUCUGCGAGGCAUGUGAAACCCUGAAGCCGAAAGAUGCAUCGGUGCAGUAUAAAUUCUGGUCUUGUAAAAUAUGUACCUUAGAGAAUAGCAUAAACCUGGAAAGAUGUUCAGCAUGUAGUGAAUGGAGAUACUCACGUGGACCUCCAUUGACGACUUUGCCUCCUAAUCUUGGUACUUGACAGGAUCACAAUUAUUCAAGGGAUGUCAUUGAAGAGCUAUGACAAGAGUGCAUAUUUUUGGUACUUAUAACUUACAAGUAUAUGGGCUUCUUUGAAUCUUGUAUUGGUUGUGGAACAAAUUUUUAUCAUUUGAAAAAUUCAUGAAAUAGAGAAGCACACUUUCUCUUUUUCAGUUAGGUUGUAUCAACUGUUUGAUGAUUCCUUUGUAACUUUAGUUUUGACUUAGAGGGAACAUCAUAUCAGAUUGUAUAUAUUUAGGGGAAUGAAAGUGACCCCUUUAAAAAAAUGAAUGAGUAUUAUAUUUUGACA
Beta vulgaris subsp. vulgaris (sugar beet) is the source of this 1884-nucleotide messenger RNA. Its product is annotated as DNA-dependent metalloprotease WSS1. The transcript has 5 exons. NCBI's taxonomy places the organism in Eukaryota, Viridiplantae, Streptophyta, Magnoliopsida, Caryophyllales, Amaranthaceae. The record is from RefSeq and is a predicted model, not a curated record. The coding region runs from base 382 to 1575 and encodes 397 amino acids.